Messenger RNA from Corticium candelabrum, 1200 nucleotides. RefSeq lists its product as uncharacterized. Gene Ontology annotation, biological process: proton transmembrane transport. Gene Ontology annotation, cellular component: membrane. The record is from RefSeq and is a predicted model, not a curated record. The transcript has 2 exons. The coding region runs from base 1 to 1200 and encodes 399 amino acids. Gene Ontology annotation, molecular function: proton channel activity. Lineage: Eukaryota; Metazoa; Porifera; Homoscleromorpha; Homosclerophorida; Plakinidae.
AUGUCGAGCUGGAGGUCGUCUCUAGAAAUAGAUAGGAGAGAGCUAGCCGGGGUCGAACUCACCGUUCCCAUCUUCGUCUACGGUAUUCUCCACUUUGCCAUCGGGUUUGUGAUGAUUGCCGACUGGUGUGCUCGUAAUCCUGGAAACGAGUUUAGGGAGGGUGAGUACUACCUUACAUUGUUGAUGGUGUCCUCUGUGGUGUGGAUGUUGUGGGUCAUGGUGAAAACGAAACUCACCAUUCGCAACUUCCAAGCAGCAGGAAGUUUAUCCAGGCCGUUCGAGCGGGGAGCUCUCUCUCACAGAGCAACUGGCAGCAGUUUGCUGGUCAUGACUCUCACAGCUUUUGCCGCUUUCAGUUUACUGCUUGCAAUUUUUCAGAUGGCCGAUGCUGCUCUUGCAACAGGCGGCUGUUUUUCCAUACCUGCUGUUGUUUCCUGUGUUUGCAGGAUUCUCUACAUUCUUACACAAGUUUGUUAUGUAGUCUAUGCUCAGAAACGAGUGUUGUUUGAGAAGAAGUUGGUACACGGUGCGGCUGUAAUACAAAUGAUCAUCACAAACUUUAUCCUCUACGGUUGGACGUUUCUUAAAAGCAAAGACCGCGUUUUCACUUACGAAAAUCGAGACUGUUCUACCAUUGAUGCUCUAAAAAGGCUCAACUCUAGCUGUAGUAGUGUGCUAAAUGAAUGUAGAGUUAGCUCUGAUGUUUUAGCAAUACUCAACAAUAUUGCGCCGACUAAAUCUACUAACUCUGAAUGUUACUACACUGACACUGUAAUCAAAGGUACCUUUCCAUGGCUCUACCCGUUUUGUUUAGAAUUUUGCCUGACUGCAUCAGCCAUGAUGGCUGAACAAUGGAUGGAAUGGCCGAGUCCUCCGACAAACCCAAUGGGUGAUUAUGAUGAUCCAGCCGGUCGGUCACCCGUUGAAGAGCACCGACACGAACGCUGCAAUCGAGGAGAGAGAAAGCUGAGCAACGUUUGGGCCAGGAGUGUUGGUAUAAUUGCCUUUGUUGCUCACAUAGGAGUGAUAGUAUUCUUGAUCAUUGAAACUGAUUCAGACAAAGCUGCUACUGCCUUGUAUGCAACAAGGACAUUCUCAGCAAUCUUAAUCACUUUACUCUCUGCUUACGGACUGUAUACACUGGGUCGUUGUAAGAGGGGAAACGUUUCAGCAGGACUCGAUCUGGAUGAACCAAACUAA